Molecule: messenger RNA, 1142 nt
Organism: Drosophila arizonae
Lineage: Eukaryota; Metazoa; Arthropoda; Insecta; Diptera; Drosophilidae
Gene: Gorab
Product: Golgin, RAB6 interacting
Biological process (GO): non-motile cilium assembly
Source: RefSeq, a predicted model, not a curated record
GCUAGAUGGCAACGCCAUUUGUCGUGUUUGCUUUGCUGAUGUGUUGUUAAAGUGCUAAUGGCUAAUUAUUUAUUAAAAUUACAAUAUGGCUGAGAAAUUUAAUGGAUUUAGCCACGAUGAGAUACUUAAAAUAACUGGAAUAAAAGAUGGCAAAAAGAAACUCAAUAUUGAAGCAGCAAAGCAAGCGCUCAAAAGCCAGCCCGGUAUUAGACGGAUGCCGGAUAAGCUCUUCCGGCAGGCAGAUCAAUUGCGAAAGCAACAGCCACAGAGGCCUCAACAAACUGUUGCUGCCAAGGCCAAAUCGCGCUCAACCACGCCUACAGAACCAGAACCGAAAGAACCGCCCACUCCCACACAAGAAGAAGAAUCUCUAAAUUUGGAACGUGGCUUAUCUGAUUCACUGGUCGAAGCGCUCUAUUGUGGUUCCGUUAAAGCGCCGAUGACAAACGGAAAAUCUCAGCCAUCAUCUGGAGCUGCCACGUAUGCCAGCGAAACGACGGAUGAUAGCUCAAUACUGAAGGUAAGCAGCACAGACGAUGACGCCAGCAUCUUGCCCAGCACCAAAGACUCGACAGAAGAGCGGAUCAGCACGGACUCUCCCUUCAAGGGCGUUUCGCUUAAGGACUUCGAACAGCAUCGUAAAAUGAUUCAGGAGCAGAACAAGCAAAAGAAAGAAAUGCUUUACCAAGCGAUCGAGCAGCAUACGCAAAAAACUGCCGCUGAAUGCCGUAAAAUUGAAGAAAUACGUCACGAACUCUCAAAGCUGGAGAGCGAUCUGGCCGUGGAUGUUGCUCUGCUGCGCAAACAGAUUGACAACGCAUGCAUUCACUUCGCCAAUGUUGAAAAACAGUAUAUACGAAUCGAGGCUCAAUUUCUAAAGGCAAAGCUGGAUCUUCACAAUGCUUCAGAGAAAAAAGAACUGCUCACGGAGCAUCUCUGCACGGUUAUAGCCCAUAACGAAGAUCGCAAGGCACAAAAGUUGACGGAGCUAAUGCAAAAAGUGGGCCUGGCGCCAACUGAUGAUGAGCCAGCGCCUCAGAAAUAAUCGAAUAUAGCGAAUUUGUAUAAAUUCAGUUUGAAGCGAAAUUAACUUACUUAGAUCUUAGGAUUGAUAUUAUCAAGUGCAUGUUUGCAAAUAUAUA